Messenger RNA from Cryptotermes secundus, 2625 nucleotides. RefSeq lists its product as uncharacterized. The record is from RefSeq and is a predicted model, not a curated record. NCBI's taxonomy places the organism in Eukaryota, Metazoa, Arthropoda, Insecta, Blattodea, Kalotermitidae. Bases 1 to 2625 code for a protein of 874 amino acids. The transcript is spliced from 3 exons.
AUGACUGCCAACAAGGGUUGCAUUCCACGCAUCUGCAACUGCCUUGGAAAAAAUCAAAACUGCAAUAAUGAUGAAAGCGGGGGCACACCUAAUAUUAACAUUAAAAAUUCUUUUGGAGACUGUUUUAAUAUAGAGUCAAAGUACUCUACAGUUUACUCUGCUGAUCCUGUUGAAUAUAGUCCCGACAAAGGGCAAGAAGGCGACAGUUCCUCUGCGGUCAUCAGGUUGAUUGCUGUUGGGUUGGCGGUUGAGGGCCCUCUGGAUCUGCCGGUCAUUAUAGCCAUUGCGCUUGAAGAUGUCCUUCAGGAACUCCAACUCCGCACGCAGACUCUCUUGAUCGCACAGAGCUCUGGCCCUAUGUACCAGUGUGGACAGAGCUGCCUGUUUACUGGAAGGGUGAUGAUGGGACUUGGCAUUGAGAUACAGGUUACAGGUUACAUAGUAUUCCUCUAUGGGGAGGCUAUCCAUCGACACAUUCGUAGACUCGAGACGCUGCGUACCAAGAAGUCCAAGCUACUGUGCAACCUUCCCUUCCUCCUUAGAUGCAGAGACCAUGGCAUCAUACCUCAUUUCCUUCAGUUCGAACACCACAUAUUCUCUGAUGCUGCCAAAAGGAUCUACAGACGCACCAGCUUUUCUAUGCUACGUGAACGCAUCCACCAAACAAGGCGAGAACUGGACGCUGUCUCAAGAGAGCUGAUUAAACUGCAUCUUCUCGUAGCCCGUGUCCUGUCCGCAGAUGAUUGGGACCUAAUCGACCGCAUCACAACCCAGAAAGCGGUUAAUAUCGGUGACCAAGCGAGAGCCAGACAGUGCAAGAAGUUCAUCAACUUGCAGAAGACACAACAUCCACCCCAACUUCAUGAAAACAAGAAGACUGUGGUCAAUCUAAGUGGUGUGCCCUUGGAAGAAGCGGCUUACUCUGCUCUGAGUAAGGGCCUGAACUUUGCUGUAGCCCCUAGUUCUAUCCCAGUGAAGGACAUCCUGUGUGGGGUUGAAAAGGCUGUAAUGGUCCUACCGGAAGAGACUGCAGAGGAGAUUCGACAGGAGACAGUCAGGAUCCUCAAGGGCUCAAACAAACCCAAGGACAACCUCACUGGUGCCGAGAGAAGAGCUCUCCGAGCCUUAAAAUCCAACGAGACGCUCACGGUGCUUCCGGCCGACAAAGGUAAUGCUGCCGUGGUUUUGGCUACUUCUGACUACAACCAGAAGAUUGCUGCCCUCCUAGAGGACAAGACCUACAGGAAGCUGAAAAAGGAUCCCACUGACUCCAUAGAGCGCAAGACGUUGCUUCUCCUAAAGAAGUCCCCGUUCCCUGAAGAGAUCUGCCAACAACUACGACCACAAUGUUCCAGAACACCAAGACUCUAUGGGUUGCCCAAAAUACACAAACCUGACGUACCAUUAAGACCUAUUAUCAGCACCAUUGGCUCCCCCACCUAUCGAUUGGCCAAACAUUUGGCUUCCCUACUUAACUCCUUCACCUGUGACUCCCCACACCACGUGAGAAACUCUGCCGAAUUUGUCCACACCAUAAAAUCCCUCCGGUUGAACCCUUGUGAUAUGAUGGUUAGCUUCGAUGUGGUAUCGCUUUUCACCAAAGUGCCUAUCAAGGACACUAUGGAUCUACUAGAAGGAAACUUCGCCGAAGAUGUUUUGAGACUGUUUCGCCAUGUCCUAACCACAUCCUACUUCAGCUUCAAUGGCCAGUUCUACGAACAGACUGACGGUGUAGCCAUGGGCUCUCCACUAUCUCCAGUCAUCGCCAACUUCUACAUGAAAUACUUCGAGGAGAGAGCGCUGGAUUUGGCCCCACUCAAGCCCCGUUGCUGGUUUCGAUAUGUGGACGACACCUUCGUCAUCUGGCCCCACGGACCUGACAACCUGAAGGGUUUCCUGAACCACUUAAACAGUAUCAACCCAUGCAUUCAGUUCACCAUGGAAACCGAAAGUGAAGGCCACCUCCCCUUCCUAGACAUAGAUAUUUACAAGAGACCCGACGGCUCUCUAGGCCAUACAGUAUACCGCAAACCCACACACACAAACCUGUAUCUUAACGCCAAGUCCCAUCAUCACCCUUCCAGUAAACAGGCAGCUCUGUCCACACUGGUACAUAGGGCCAGAGCUCUGUGCGAUCAAGAGAGUCUACGUGCAGAGUUGGAGUUCCUUAAGAACAUCUUCAAGCGCAAUGGCUAUAACGACCGGCAGAUCCAGAGGGCCCUCAACCGCCAACCCAACAGCAUUCAACCUGAUGACCGCAGAGGAACUGUCGCCUUCUUGCCUUUUGUCGGGACUAUAUUCAACAGGAUCAGCAGAGUACUGUCCCGACAUAACAUCAAAUCAGUUGGCCUGCCCCCAAAGAAAAUAUCUAAUUUUCUCCGGCCUGUCAAAGAUCACCUGGGACUGAGGACACCGGGAAUUUACAGAAUUCCAUGUGAGUGCGGCAAGGUCUACAUCGGGCAGACGGGCCGUUCUGUGGACACGAGGUUGAAAGAACAUCAACGGCAUAUACGAUUAGAACAUCCGGACAAGUCAGCCGUAGCUGAACACAGCAUCGAUCUAGACCACCGUAUCGAGUUUCACAAAACGGCCAUAAUCACCAAUAAGCAAUGCACUUGGACAUGA